GCUCACCCCAUCUUCCUGAGGCUCCACAUACAGCUCAUCACCGAUCCUCGACAGGGAGUGGAUGGCUUUGGCGAGCACUUGACGUGUGUAAGAUCUGAGGAACGCUGCCGUGCGCCAUCCCUCCUCCCAUCACUGGUGACUGCUGGAGAAGAGGUGUGACUAGAACAGUCUUCGUGUACUGAAACCUCAGACAUUUGAUGAAAGAGAGAGACUUUGAAGGGACUCAAGAGGAAAAAGUCAGAAGUUCUUUUGAGUUUGGCUCGGCUUUGUGCCAAAAAAACACAAACAGAGAGAGUGACUGCUGCUUGAACUUUUGAGGAUUAUGGAGAAGUGGAAAAAGAAACGUUUCUAUCCUUGCUGAGGAGGUUAAAUUUUAAGAAAUGGAUCUGUCUUGAUAUUUGCUGUGAGAAACUAUUAAGCCAAUGAUGGGAAAAGUUUGGAGCAUGAAGAGAGAGGGAAACAUCCCUACAGGAGUCUUAACAACAACAGCUGGACACAGGGGUGACAUGAUUUUUUCAUGAUUAAUUUCUUUUGUCUGGAUAUUCAGAUUUCUUUUCACAGCAACACAUUACAUUAGACUGUUUGAAAUCUAUAGUGGACUUUAUUGCGGUGUUCACGUCUACUCAUUGCUGACAUGCCUUUCUGUGACUUCUGGAUUUGAUACACGGCAGUUUUCUUCCUAGAUGUCUCAGUCACAUAAUCAAACAGACACUCAGGCCUUGCUGCAGUCCAUGCUGCAGAGACUGAAGCUCCAGCCAGUGAAAGAGGGGCAGCCCUUGCUAAACACACCUGUACCCAACACAGCUGCUUCCACAUUGAAGGAAGAUGGAGAGAGAGGAGCCUCCAACCUCCAGAAAGUAAACAACAGUCCUGUAAAUAGCUUUGAGUUAGGGACCAAUGGUAUCCCAUCAAGAGAGUUUGGGAUCUCUGCUGCGGACAGUAGUUUUGGCCUCAAAGGUGGGGAAAUACAGCAACCAGGUCAUGACAGGGGCCUCAUUUCCUUUCCCUCCCAGAAAGACAACAUUGAUAAUGACACGGGUGAGAACAGGGUGUGGGGACAGGCCACAUCGCCUGGGAUCACCCCAACAGGAACAGGACAGCUGUUUCCCGCUAAAUCACUUAAGGAUGCUGAUACCACUUCCUUUGAGAGGACUGACGGUGAAAUGGUGAGUUAUGGCAGGUCUCCAAUGACAGGACACAUUCCUGGUAAUAAAGAUGCUGUCACAAUGUUGGGACAGAAUCAGGUCCAGGAUCAGGGCUUUAAACCCAAGGGUUACAAGUGGUCCUUGACGCCCACAGAUGCAAAUCUUGACACGCAAAGUCAAGAGAAUAAAGUCCUGCAUGUGGGAUAUGGAGGCUUGGGAGCUUUGGCACAGAGUAAAGACAUACAGUUUGUUGCAAAUAGCCAAAAAACAACAAACAGCAGCUCUAGAAGAAAACAGCGAUCAUCUGAGAAUAAAACGAGGAGAUGGACGCAGAAGAUUAAGGAGAGAUGGUUGGACAGGACGGGGAGUUUUGGCAAAAAGGGAAAAGGAGAAGGUGGGAGAGUAGACCAGAAAAGUGAGGAAGGAACUGAGACUUCACCUCCAAACCAGCUACUGAGAGCAGAAAAUCUCAUCAAUACAUCAAAUAAGGAGGAAGGAAGGACCGUCCUUCCAUCAGACAGCAGUGAUCCCAGUAAACCUCAUCCUGCACACACAGAGGACAGCACUCUUGAUGGGCAUGUCAGGUCCUCUAGUGAUUUUGAGUUCGGCCUGGGCUCAUUCAGCCUUCUCGAGGAGAUCGUCACAGGUCAAGAGUGGGCAAAGUUCCUUAACCCCAACCCACCGGCCACCUCAGCCAAUCACAGACCAUCGGAAGAGCAGCUGAGCCAACUCCAAAUGCAGGACAACAGCCCAUGGAGCUUCAGGGGCACAGAGUCAUCACCAGUUUCAGAUUUCAGUAUGGCACAAAUAUCACCUGAUGCUUUCCUACCUGUCAGCAUGGACAUGUCAGCGGGAAAACGACAGCAGUAUGUUCACACAGCAGCUAAUCUAUCAGAACCGAUGGAAGAUUUGCAGUCUGGAGAGAGAGGACGGGAACAACAACCUAGACCUCCAUCCUUUGUAGAGCCAAAAUACAGUCUGGACAACUCAGCGCUGAAGAGAGUCCACCUCAACAGAAAGAGACACCAUCAGUCAGCUGAGAGGAGAGACGAGAGGCUUCAAACUGAGAUAAUAAGUGACGUAAGAGAGGCAGGCAGAGGGGCGUCUAUAUCUUCACUGAGCAUGACCAGCAGCCAUUUGAUGGAUGAAACAGGAGAGUCACAACAUGAAAUUGUCAUGCCGUUACACACCCUAAACUCUUCUCCUACCCCUCUCUCUCCAUCCUGUUUUAAUCCUUUUGCUCCUGCACCUCGGGGGGUCCUCAAACACUCAAUAUCCCAGGAUUCAGAGUCCUCAAUGGAAACAGUGACAAAAAGGAGGCGAGUUGAGGAGAACCGCCGGGUUCAUUUUUCAGAGGAGGUGCUGACCAUUGCUGCUCCUGAGCUGGAUGUGGAUGCUACAGACUCAGAGGAGGAUUCGGGAGCAGAGGAGGACUCUGUGAUAGAGCAGGAGUGUGAGGUGGAGCAGGCAGCGGUGGAGGAGGUGGCAGCAGUGCGUCGGCCCGCCCUCCCUACCUGGAUACGGGCUCUGAAGAGAAGGAACAUGGGGAGGAAGCACAGAUAGUGACUGUGAAACUACAAAAAAGAGCAUUUAGUCUCACACACUUGUUUCUAUUUAAAUAAAUGGAAAAAAAAGAUUUAAAUUUGGUAAGAUAUUGAGUUUGCCUCAGAAGCAACUUCAUUUAGUUUGAAGACUCUUUUUAAAUAAACCAACAGUAUCACAGUAUUUGUAAAAACCACAAAACAUAUAAAUGUUUGUUGACUGGACUUUUUUGGACACUUAAAGCAGUUUUUCUGAGCUGCACCCUAUAUUCAAAAAUGGCAGCACAUUUAACCUCCUCAUCUCACAAGGACUUUGAUGUUUAAACAUCAACUGCAGAUUAUUAAUUUAAGUGGAUUUCUUUCCUUUUUUUUUUUACCCUCGACUGUUUUUAAGGCCAUGCUCUCCAGUGUCUGUAUAUUUAGACUGGAUUAUAUAUUGACAGUGUUGUACCAGCUUUUACAGCUUUUGUGUGUGUUGCCCUCCUCCUUCAAUAUCACACUGGAGAGCAGCCCACUACAAUGUGGUCUGCUGUCUAUGGCACCGACUCAUUCUCCAUAUCCUCUGCUUCUUGGUAAUGGCUCCCUGUCUGGCCAUCCUGACAAUUAACCCCAGAGGGGGAAAGAGAUAUGACUUGGAGCUGAAGCAGUGAUUUCUAAUUUGUCUGCUACUCUCGGUUGAACGCUUGAAAUGGUGAAACCCUAUUUUGGAGCCAUUUUCUUACUGGAGUCAGAGGGAAGCACUUUUUAUUUUUUUUAUUUUAGUCGGACAGUAUUUUUUACUCUCUGUCUCCUGUUUUAUAGACUGGGCUUAGAGCUACAGUGAUGCAUCCAUGUGAGUGGAGCAACAAGGUUAAGAAAAACAUUAAAGGAAGAUUUCAACAUUUGGGAAAUAUGCUUAUUUGCUUUCUUUCUGUGAGUUGGAUGAGAAGACUAACACAACAUAUAAAACUAUGUAUAAUUCAGAGUUUCUGCUGGCUGCCUGGCCAGCUGCUGCACCCAGCCAAAAACAAAUGGUCUGGUGCAUAAUCCCACAUUAAAACUUCACUCUGUCAUUUUUACUCAUUGGUUUUUGUACGGAUUAAAGAAAUGAGAUAUAAUAUGUUAACUAUUCAGUUUUAGAAGUGCAGGUUGCCACAGCCAGGUUAGCUGUUUCCUCCAUCCUUUGUGCUAAAUUAUGCUAACUGGCUGCUAGCAGUACUGUAGCUUCAUAUUUACAGUACAGAUAUGACAGUGGUAUCCUUCACCUCUUAAAGUCACCCUCCCACCAUCUUGUUAUCCUGGGCAAGGGUGCUGGAUAAUGUGUGUUAACCCACUUUUUAUUUACAUUGUCCCCUCUACAUGAAAAACUAGAUAACAUUAAAAAACAAACCCUCCUCCAGCUACCUCAUUAUUCAUAUUUAUUAUAAAUGCUUCUACAUACAUCUGAAAAAGUGACAGUAUCUGCCAAUUCACGUUUCAAAAUUACAAAACUGUGUGCAUGGACACACACAUCCAGUCUUAUUAGGCCUUCAAAUGUUGUUGAGUCAGAAAACUUUUUUUUCAUUCUAUCUAUUCUGUCAUUUC
Molecule: messenger RNA, 4249 nt
Organism: Seriola aureovittata
Lineage: Eukaryota; Metazoa; Chordata; Actinopteri; Carangiformes; Carangidae
Exons: 7
Coding region: 684-2708 (674 amino acids)
Source: RefSeq, a predicted model, not a curated record